UUGGAACAACAAUCAGUUGCCUUUUUUUAUCCAAUUUUCUAAAUACAAUUUGUAUCACCUAAAUUACUGUAUUUUGAUUAAUAUUUUCUACCCUGUGAUCAUCAUGAACAAUUAAGAAAAAGCUCUAAAUUCUAAAUAAGUGAAAAGUUUUCUAUUCUCUUUUAUAUUAUUACUCAUUCUUUUUCUUUUCAGUUGAUUCUUCAUCUUGUUCUUUUCUAUCUCUCUUGUUCUCAUUUUUCUCUUCUCUUUUUUUUCCUCUCUUUCUCUCUCUCUGUUUAUUUUAUAAUUCUUCUUCUUCUGAGAGCCGACAACAAUUGGGAACAGUUCUCUUCAUCAUGGAUUUUCAGUGAUAAAUUAUUCUCUCAAUCGAACUGUGUGUUUUCUCCCUUUUUCUACUUUGGAACUAUUUUUCCCUUUGUUUCUUCUUCAAGUUUUGUUUCUUUUGGGAAACAUGUUCUUUCAUAACCAUAAACUUACAUCAAUUGGUUCAUAUCAAAAAAUUCUGCUGCCUGUCUAAAUAUUAAUUCCUAGUUUUUUGGUUCAUUUUCUUGGAAAGUUAUUCUUAUACACAAUGGAACCACCAAGUACAUUAUAGUACACACACAGAAAACACACACAUCAAAUUCAAUCUACACUUUGAUAUAAAUAUUCAAACCAUUGAUCACUCUUCAUCUAUUUUUAUAUAUCCUUGGAUCUCUUUUCAUAAUUUAAAAGCAACUUUUUUCUCCUUCUUAUUAAUCAUCAUAUUCUAAUCGGUUAGUGUUUUUCAUCAAGCAACAAAAAAACUAAUUCGAUAUCAGUGAGGUGCUAUGUGCCAAUGGUUGUGUUUAUUUCCAGUAACCCAACCCUACCUCUAGUUUUGUAACUGUUUCUCUUUCACUUUCUUCAUCUUGUGUUACUUUUUUUCUUCUUCUCCUCCUUUAAGUGUAACAAGAGGACAGCAAAUUGUCCUCUUUGACCAGUGUUCAAAGGAAAAACCAUGUGGCUCAUAUUCCUAUUGAUUUGGAACUUUAUUUUAUUCUCACUAUUUUCCAUAUCAUCUUGUGCUUUACCUAUUGAUAACAAUAGUAAUAACAAAAACAACAAAGAUGCUAAUCUUAAUCUCAACGGUAACUUAAAUAAACACAAAGAUCAAGUUUUACCUUCUAAAGGUAAUGAAGGAAGUGGUGUACCAGCUAAUGAAAUCACGACGAGUGACGAUGAAGAUUUUUUCACAGAAUUUAAAGGCUCUGACCAUUCAGGUGAUGGCCCAUCAGAACUUCAUGUUAACAAGGAUAAAACCGAAGACAUUGUCUUCACUAACCCUGACCAUAGUCAAUCAGUUACACCGAAUAGAAAUCCCGAUUCAAAUAUUCCUGAUGAAGAUGAUGAAGAUGAUACAGAAGAUGACGAAGACGAUGAUGAAGAUGCUGAAGGAUCAGGAGAUUCCUCUCAUUCUGCAGGAGGAUUCAAUAUUCCCAAAGAAACCAUCAUCGAUGACGAUAAUUACGAUAAAAUGCCAACAGGCAAUAAACCAGAUACAACGGAUAUUCUUACAGAUUCAUCUGAAGAUACCAAAGAUAUUAUUAUCGAUGGAAGUGGCAAACCUACUGAUAACUUUUCCCCUGGUAUUCCCGUUGAAACCUCAACAAAACAAACUAAACCAAAUGUUGACGACACUGACCACGAUGAAGAUCAAGAAGAUAACGAUGAUUUAGAUGAUUCUCAUGAUAAUGAAGAUGAUGAUCAUGAUCAAGAUGAAAAUACUCUCAGAAAUGAUAUUUCAAUAUUGGGACGUAAACAAGAUACAAGACCUGUUUCAUUAUUUGCCCAACCUACCAUGUUAGCAGCUGUAAUUGGAGGUAUUGUUGUAAGUCUAUUGUGUGCCAUAUUAUUAGCCAUGUUCAUAAUUUAUCGAACUCGGAAAAAGGACGAAGGAAGCUAUAUCUGUGAACCAAGUCUAACAUCGCCCGUCAUUAGUCAUUACGGAAAAGGAAGUAGUAACAAAUUUUACGAUCCAUGAAAAGAAAAGAAGCAAAUGAAAGAGACUUGUGUCUCUUGGAUUGAGAAAACAAAGGAAGGGGAAUUUCAUUAAGUUAUCAAUGAGAAAUAAAUAAAUCAAUCGGAUACUUCAACGUGUAAAGAAUUGAUCAACCAUUCACAAACAAAAGGAUAUUUAAGUUACUCAUCAAUUUUUGUAGCUUUUAAAAUACUAUUCACGGCUCCCUCUUUACUAUAUAUAUGUAUCUCUCUCUCUCACUCUUUCUCUUCCUAUUUCUACUCUGUCUCAUAUUCACAAAAUUUUUUUAUUCAUUUGUAUUCUUUGUAUCUUCUAACUGAAGGCAAGAUGAUAAUGAUACUAUCAACUAAUUAUGUCAACAUCAUCUCCACCAUGCAAAGGUGUAUAUUUACAAAGAGUUACCUCAAAGAGGUAAAUAAUUGUCUCAGACCCUGAAUUGCUUAACAAAAAGAUGCUCAUUGCACAUAAAUUAUAUAUAGAGUGUAUCAUUUAUAUAACCAACUUAAUCUAAAAAACCAACAAGGAAGUGAAGAGAAAAAAAUGACAUCAUUUAAGCUUUUAAAUGAAAUAAAAUUUUAAAAAAUUCAUUAA
Panonychus citri (citrus red mite) is the source of this 2590-nucleotide messenger RNA. Its product is annotated as syndecan-like. The transcript is spliced from 4 exons. Gene Ontology annotation, biological process: cell migration. The coding region runs from base 980 to 2002 and encodes 340 amino acids. The record is from RefSeq and is a predicted model, not a curated record. NCBI's taxonomy places the organism in Eukaryota, Metazoa, Arthropoda, Arachnida, Trombidiformes, Tetranychidae. Gene Ontology annotation, cellular component: cell surface; membrane.